Capsicum annuum is the source of this 1994-nucleotide messenger RNA. RefSeq names its product histone-lysine N-methyltransferase ASHR1. Gene Ontology annotation, molecular function: protein binding. The record is from RefSeq and is a predicted model, not a curated record. The transcript is spliced from 14 exons. Lineage: Eukaryota; Viridiplantae; Streptophyta; Magnoliopsida; Solanales; Solanaceae. Gene Ontology annotation, cellular component: nucleus. The coding region runs from base 74 to 1522 and encodes 482 amino acids.
ACGCGUCCUGAUUCUUCUGAUCUAGGUAGGACCAGGACUUGCGGUAGUGCAGAAGAAGGUUUGGGGUUGAUUGAUGGAGGAAUUAGAGCAAGUGUUGAGAGAUAAGGGACUAACUGUAUCGUCUCUCCCGGAAAAAGGUCGCUGCCUUUUCACCACUCGCCAUUUCUCUCCAGGGGAAGUGAUUAUAUCUGAAGAGCCAUAUGUUUCAGUUCCCAAUAAAUCAGCUAAAUGUGAAUGGUGUUUCGCUCCAACUAACCUUAAGAGAUGUUCCGCAUGCCGUGUUGUUUUCUACUGUGGGAAUACAUGUCAGAAGUCAGAUUGGAAGUUGCAUAGGGUUGAAUGCCAGGCCUUGUCCAAGGUUGACAAGGAAAGGAUAAAAUCCAUUACGCCCAGUAUAAGAUUGAUGGUUAAGCUUUAUCUACGGAGGAAACUGCAAGAUGAGAAGGUUAUUCUAACUACAGUCAUGGACAAUUACAAUCUGGUGGAAUCCCUGGUUUCCCAUAUGACUGAUAUUGAUGAGAAGCAACUAGUUUUGUAUGCUCAAAUGGCAAACCUUGUUGGUUUGAUUCUUCAAUGGCCCGAGAUCAAUGUAAAGGAGAUUGCAGAGAACUUUUCUAAGGAUGUGCAGUUUUCAUGUAAUGCACAUACAGUUUGUGAUGCUGAACUAAAACCCCUGGGGACAGGCCUUUAUCCGGUGGUUUCUAUAAUCAACCACAGUUGUUUGCCGAAUUCGGUUCUAAUAUUUGAGGGACGAUUGGCUGUUAUCCGAGCUGUGCAGCAUAUACCCAAAGGUACUGAGGUAUCAAUAAGUUAUAUAGAAAUGGCUGGAAGCACUGCAACUCGACAACAGGCUCUUAAAGAACAGUACCUUUUCUCCUGCACUUGCAUUCGCUGCGUCAAGUUGGGCCAAAAUGAUGAUAUCCAAGAAAGUGCAUUUCUGGAGGGUUAUAGAUGCAAGGACAAGGAAUGCAGUGGUUUCCUGCUUCGUGACUUUGGUAAUAAAGGAUUCACGUGUCAAUUGUGUGGACUCUUUAGGGACAAGGAAGAAAUAAAGAAUAUCGUUAAUGAAAUCCAAUCGCUGUCAGAAAAAUCUUCAUUUUCACUUUCAUAUGGGAAUAACAAAGAUGCUAGUGCAAUGUAUAAGAUGGUUGAGAAACUUCAAUUGAAGCUGUACCAUCAUUUGUCGAUCAAUCUAAUGCGUAUGCGGGAGAAUCUCUUAAAGAUAUUGAUGGAGCUGCAAGAUUGGAAGGAGGCACUAAAGUACUGCAGAUUAACUAUUCCAGUUUAUCAGAGAGUUUAUCCAGAAUGUCAUCCUUUACUUGGACUGCAAUAUUACACUUGUGGAAGACUUGAAUGGUGGCUUGGUGAGACUGAGGAAGCUUACAGAUCACUGGCCAAGGCAGCGGAGAUACUGCGAAUUACUCAUGGAACAAACACCACUUUCAUGAAGGAGCUUUUUGUGAAGUUAGAAGAAGCUCGUGCAGAGCUCUCUUACAAGCUUUCAUCCAAGGAAGAAGAAUGAUCAUUGAACUGCAUCCACAGAUGCACAAAAUCUUAUAGACGACUCACGAAAUUCUGCUCUACAUGUUCAACUAAGGGGAAGAUGCAAAAGGUCUUGUAAACGACAUAUGCCAAAACUCUGUUACACCAGUUCAACAAAGGGCCGUUCCUUCUUUCCUGAUUAUUACAGUGAAUUUCUUGUGAUACUAAUCUCCCUUUCCUACUAUCUCCUUUUGCUGGGAAUGAGUUCCUAUUGUGAGAGAAAAUAGGAUACUGGGAGUUUCUUCUUUUAGUAUUAGAUUCCCUUGAGUAUUGAUACAAGGAGGUGCAAGGGAGUUUUCAUAGGAAGUAAAUAGCUAAAACUGCUAUUGUUGCUUACAUCUGUCAACAUUACUAGUUUCACAAGGUCCGUGCUAAGCUCGGGCCCAAACUCAAAAUAUGAAUAUAAUAAUUAAAAUCUUAAAAUAUAAUUCAUAUCAUAUUAUUUUUUUUCU